CUGGGCAACAAAAGGAGUUAUGUCUGCCCCGGGCAGCUCAAUCUGUGUGAACGGUGGUCGUGCGGGAUGAACCGUUACUGGAGCUGGAAACCUGGUCUUUCUUUCUUUCUGUGUGUGUGUGUGAGAGAGAGACAAGAAAUCACGAUUGCGGCGGUUACUGGGCUGAAGGCUUUGAGAGGAUUGAGGGGAAAGAAUUACAAACACUCCUGACUGUUCUAGUUCUGAAACUAUGGAAGCCACAAGCAUGUUGCCCAUACUGAAGAAAAGGCUAGCCUUUCUCUCAGGUGGCAAAGACAGAAGAAGUGGCCUUAUCCUAACAAUUCCAUUAUGUUCAGAGCAAACAAACAUGGAUGAGCUAAGUGUCACUUUGGAUUACUUGCUCAGCAUUCCAAGUGAUAAGUGUAAAGCCAGAGGCUUCACAGUUAUAGUGGAUGGCCGGAAAUCUCAAUGGAAUGUAGUGAAGACGGUUGUGCUGAUGCUGCAGAAUGUGAUUCCUGCUGAGGUGUCUUUAGUCUGUGUGGUGAAACCAGAUGAAUUCUGGGACAAGAAAGUGACUCAUUUCUGCUUCUGGAAGGAGAAAGAUAGACUUGGAUUUGAGGUAAUUUUGGUGUCUGCCAACAAGCUUACACGCUAUAUAGAACCAUGCCAGUUAACUGAAGAAUUUGGAGGUUCACUUUUGUAUGAUCACAUAGACUGGCUGAAUAAAAGACUGGUCUUUGAAAAAUUCACAAAGGAAUCAACAUCAUUGCUAGAUGAGCUGGCUCUAAUUAAUAAUGGAUCUGAGAGAGGCAAUCAACAGGAGAAAGAAAGACCUGUGGAAUACAGUUUUCUUCCUUCCGUGGAUCCAGAAACGGUUUUACAAACAGGUCAUGAACUCCUAUCAGAAUUGCAACAGCGCCGCUUUAAUGGGUUAGAAGGAGGUAUGUCAUGGUCCCCAAUGGACGACGAAUUGUUAGCUCAGCCCAAAGUAGUGAAACUACUGGAUUCUUUACGAGAACAAUAUACUAGAUACCAAGAAGUCUGCAGACAGCGUAGUAAACGUACGCAACUAGAGGAAAUACAGCAAAAAGUUAUGCAGGUUGUGAACUGGUUGGAAGGACCUGGGUCAGAACAACUGAGGACUCAAUGGGGAAUAGGGGAUUCAAUUCGAGCUUCCCAAGCUUUGCAGCAAAAACAUGAGGAAAUCGAAAGCCAGCACAGUGAAUGGUUUGCAGUAUAUGUGGAACUUAAUCAGCAGAUUGCAGCACUGUUGAAUGCAGGGGACGAGGAGGAUUUGCUUGAACUAAAAGCCCUGCAACAGCAGCUUAGUGAUGUUUGCUAUCGCCAGGCCAGUCAACUGGAGUUCAGACAGAAUGUGCUGCAGACAGCUCUUGAAUUCCAUGGUAUUGCUCAGGAUUUGUCCCAGCAGCUGGAUGGAUUACUUGGGAUGCUUUGUGCUGACGUGGCACCAGCUGAUGGAACUGCUAUUCAACAAACGUUAAAACUUCUAGAAGAGAAGCUAAAGAGUGUUGAUACUGCUUUACAGAAUUUACAGGAAAAAGGUCAAGGUCUUUUAGACCAGAUGACAUCCCAGGCUCCGUGGACAUUUGGAAAGGAUGUUUCCAUUGAAAAUAAAGACAAUAUAGAACAUAUUCAAGGACUAAUGGAAGAUAUGCAACUUCGGAAACAAAGAUGUGAAGAUAUGGUGGAUGUCCGGAGACUGAAAAUGCUUCAGAUGGUGCAGCUAUUUAAAUGUGAAGAAGAUGCAGCACAGGCAGUUGAAUGGCUAAAUGAACUAUUGGAUGCCCUCCUGAAAACUCAUAUCAGACUAGGAGAUGAUGCACAGGAAGCCAAAGUACUCCUGGAAAAGCACCGUAAAUUUAUUGAUGUUGCCCAGAGCACCUACGAUUAUGGAAGACAGUUGCUGCAGGCCACAGUGGUGCUGUGUCAGUCUCUACGGUGCACCACAAGAUCAUCAGGCGAGACACUACCAAGACUGAACAGAGUCUGGAAACAGUUUACUGUGACAUCAGAAGAACGGAUUCACAGACUGAACUUAGCUUGUGCAUUUAACUUGGCUGCUGAAAAGAUACUAAAAGAUAACUCACAACUAGAGGAGCACACUGAAGCCUGGAAGGAGUUUCUGGAAAGAUUUGAUGAAGUUGAAGUCACUGGAAAAUCAUUAUUAGACAGAUUAACAGUGCCUGUGAUUUAUCCUGAUGGAUCGGAGCAGUACUUUGGAAGUCCAAGUGACAUGGCCUCUACAGCAGAACAUAUCCGAGAAAAGAUGCGACUGGUUAGCCAAAAGAAGCCACAGAUGCCAGAACACGUUCCAAAGGACAGUUAAUGGAUCAGCCUUUUUAGUGUAUUGUCAAAAGCAAGACUGGAAUCACCUCCUCAGCAUACCAUUGAGAUAAUAGAAAUUUGUUUUGCAUAUGAUGGAACUAUUUACACUGGAAAAUGGGUUUGCAUUCCAAGUGUGCAUAAACUGUGAAAUUUUGAUAAUGGACCUUGAAGCAAUUUUUGUGUACAACAUGUGCAGUUAUACUUUGGAAAAUAAGCCUGAUAUCCUAUCUGUGCAUUAUAUGUGUAGAAUUAUUGCAGAAAUACAUUCUGCAAGUGAGAGAAACGGACUCCACUCCAUGCAUAUUCUGCACAGCUUGCAUUUGAAUACAGGCCGUUAUCAGCUUUGACUGUAGAAGCCAUAUUGACUAAUUAACGUUGUUGCAAUGGUAUUAAGAUCUGACAAUAACGUAAUAUUGGAAUUGAAAGCAUUGCACUGAAUUGAGUUCUUACCCCUAGAGCUUUUCAGUCCUGUCAACUGUUAAGUUUAGUGGUUGGUACAAAAGCUUAAUGGUGCUACAAAAUAUUUUAGAAUGUCCAUGGACUAAGCAGUCCUUUUUACUGUUCUUAGACAGAUGCAGUGGUACUUUUUGGCUUUUAUUAUAUCUGUUCAUAGAUGUUGAUAAAAUAUUUCCCUUGCAGUUAAUGUUUUAUUUUUUUUAAUUUGCAGCUUUAAUUUGUGCCAAUAUGAAAUGUACAUUUCAAUGCCUUUGCUAUAAUUUCUUUGUUUUUCAAUACCUAAUCUGUUUUACAUAUUACAGUAAUUACAUAUUACAUGAUAUUUGAUGAUAAGGAGCUUUAAAAUACAGAUAAAUAACUAUGUUUUGACAGCCCAACAUUUCAAGUUGCAAU
Rhincodon typus (whale shark) is the source of this 3174-nucleotide messenger RNA. RefSeq names its product SEC14 and spectrin domains 1 (gene sestd1). The record is from RefSeq and is a predicted model, not a curated record. NCBI's taxonomy places the organism in Eukaryota, Metazoa, Chordata, Chondrichthyes, Orectolobiformes, Rhincodontidae. The coding region runs from base 230 to 2326 and encodes 698 amino acids. The transcript is spliced from 18 exons.